Molecule: messenger RNA, 1463 nt
Organism: Nymphalis io (European peacock)
Lineage: Eukaryota; Metazoa; Arthropoda; Insecta; Lepidoptera; Nymphalidae
Gene: mRpS5
Product: 28S ribosomal protein S5, mitochondrial
Exons: 7
Coding region: 104-1393 (429 amino acids)
Biological process (GO): translation
Cellular component (GO): ribosome
Molecular function (GO): RNA binding; structural constituent of ribosome
Source: RefSeq, a predicted model, not a curated record
UUUGUCAAUAAAAUGUCAUCGAAGGAAAUUGUGUUGUGAACAUUUUAAAAUUUCAUUAUUGCCAAAUAUUAGCAGAGGAAAAUUCUCUGCUUAUGUGUCAAAAAUGGCUAGCAAAAUACUAGCGAUUCGAAAUGUAGUUAAUAAGCCUUUGACUUUUUUUGUCAACAAAAUACCACAAUAUCAAACUACUGGAUAUAACCUUAAAAACAUCAGUACUACGACGAUUGCUUGCCUAAAUUUCUUUAAUAAAUUACCCGCCGAGAAAUUAUGGAAAUCAGUGACAUCUGUAAGUAAUGCUGGUGCUAAAAAAGGUCGUGGAAAAGGCGCUGGAAGGAUUCGUAUUCGAGAUUUGAAUCGUGGACAGAUAAUUGGUACUGGUAAAAUAAACAUGUUGUGGCCAGGUUUGUCUGCACCAGUAAUAAGAGGAAGAGAAUUGCUUAAACAACAACGCCUACCAGAUGAUCCUGAAAGAAUGGAGAAGCUUAUUAAGUUGAGAGAUUCUAUGACUAAGUUCAGACGAUUGAGAUUAAGCCCUAUUGAGCGAGGUUGGUCUGGUUCGCGCAUGCCAGGUCGAAGCAUUGGAGCCCCAGACCCAGUUGGAGAUGAAGAGUUCACUGGAUUUGACACUAAAGUUCUGCAACUCAGACCUCUUCUGAUUAUGAAAGGAAGUUUAGGCCGCACAAGGAACUACCAAGCUAUGGUUGUAACUGGCAAUGGUCAAGGGCUAGCUGGAUUUGGUAUAGGAAAAGCAAAGGAAGCACCUGCUGCACUAAGAAAAGCCAAGAACAGGGCUGGAAAGAAAUUAAUGAAUUUUGAAAUUUAUAAUGGCCACACAGUUUUCCAUGAUUUCUUCACAGCAUUUGGAAAAACUAAAAUAUAUGUGCAAAAGAAGAAUGAAGGACAUGGCUUAAAGUGUCACAGAGCUAUCAGAGAGAUUUGUCAAGCUAUUGGUAUUAAAGAUCUUAGGGCUAAGCUUGAGGGGUCCAAUAAUUUACAACAUAUUGUAAAGGCUUUCUUUGUCGGACUUUUACAACAGAGAACUCAUCAACAACUUGCUGAAGAAAAGAAACUUCAUUUAGUAGAGUUUAGAGCUGAAAAUGAAAAUUAUCCUAUUGUAGUUGCCAGCCCAUCAUAUGUUAGAACCAAAGAAGAAAUACCUAAAGAUGAAACAUUAGAUUUCAAUCAAUAUAUCAUGAAUGACAGAGUUAUCUUCAGGCGAAAGAAGUUCCCACGUUUCUAUGAAACAAUGCCACAUUACGAGAUAUUUCUUAAAAAAUAUGAGAAAUUCAGAAAUCAUGAAAAAAUUCGUUUAAACCUUAAAGUUGAAUAUGGAGAAGUAAAAAGUUUUCUGAAUAAUAAAUAUCCAGAACCGAAGGAAGAAAAAGAAACAUAGGUUAAUGUAAAAAUUUAGUCUAGAUGUAGUUAUAAAUGUACGAUAUUUAAAUAAAACUCUUAAAAUCAGA